Molecule: messenger RNA, 6528 nt
Organism: Anguilla anguilla (European eel)
Lineage: Eukaryota; Metazoa; Chordata; Actinopteri; Anguilliformes; Anguillidae
Product: rho GTPase-activating protein 29-like
Exons: 21
Coding region: 911-4486 (1191 amino acids)
Biological process (GO): activation of GTPase activity; signal transduction
Cellular component (GO): cytoplasm
Molecular function (GO): GTPase activator activity
Source: RefSeq, a predicted model, not a curated record
UAGUUCAACACGGAAUGGAGAACCAAAUUUGCCACUUCAGAGAAAUAAACAAAUACACAAACACUUUUUUUAACUGGUUAAGAGUACAUUUUAGGCGUUUUUUGUGAAAAUAUUAGACUGAUAACCGUGUCCCCAUCACCCAACUUUUGUCGUUUUUCAAAUCUUUAAACAUUCGUUUUCUUGACCGUGCUUUUUAUUUCUUUCCCGUAGUUGACAAAAAAAAAAAAAAAAAGAUUUUGUGGGCUCAUUGUCUCAGAGGUGUUAGGCUGUCCUGAGAAAACAAUGCCAUUUUUGCAGGAUGAUGUCGUUUCCAUGUUUGGGGUUGUAAGGAGCGCCGGUGCGGCAUUGUUGCGGGCGGUCAUUGUGUGUGGACCUCAGGAUGUCCUGAGGAAGACGUCACUGCCGCGGGAACGCGCCGCUCGCCGCUGCCAGCUGCCUGCUGCCUGCUUGCAUUCGGAGGUCUGGCGUCGCUCCGCGGGGAGUCUCGCACCUCUCUCCCGUUUCACCCCGAGGUGCCUCUUCUCCUGAAUCGCAAAAGGGUCCCGGACCUUCCCUGAAGACCUUCCGAAGCUGCUGGGUCCUUUAAACGGAAGACCUUUAGGUUUUGGAAGCGUCUCGUCUUGCCACCGUUGUCUUUUGUGGAAGGUCUUGCUGCACCAGGAAAAGUGGAAAGCCGUCCGUCUCCCUAUCUGCCUGAGCAGAAGACGAAAUCUCUCUAGUCUGCGUUUGGGCUGGGAUACCCACCAGCUAUUACCCUUUGGGCUCUUUCAAAAAUGGACGACUUUGUUUCGGUGGGGGCGUGAACUUCAAGGAAGCUAACGAGGAAAACGGGCGCCACAUUUUUGGCGAGAUACACAGCUCUAUCGACACAUUGGCAUUCACGUUUGGCAAUGUAGUGUCAGACUUCCUUAUGGGAGAUGUGGACAGCGAAACGGUGUUGGGGCUCCCCCAGACAAGGAGAAGCCGGUCUUUUGAGAACUUAUCAGUGGAGUCUGGAAGCUCGCUCCCGGAGAAAGAUGACCCACCAGGGCCCCUGCCGCGGGUGGAGGAUGUGGACUGCACCCUGCUCAGGAUCGACAGCGGCGUGGAGUCAGCGCUGCUCUACGCCAAGGCCUGGUCCAAGUACACCAAAGACGUGCUGGCAUGGGUGGACAAACGGCUGAGCCUGGAUGUCGAAUGCGCAAAAAGCUUUGCAAAAAUGGCCGAAUCUGCAAAAACACUCGCCAGCCAACAGGAAUACAUGCCAUUCAGGGAUAUUUAUAUCUCUGCCUUCAAAAAUGACAUUGAGUACAGCCAAGUCCUGCUUCAGACUGCUGCUGUACUGCAGACCAACAAAUUCAUGCAGCCUCUGCAAGCUCGGAAGAAUGAGCUGGAUAAGCUAAGGAAGGAGCUGAAGGAGCAGUGGCAGCGUGAGCAGAAGAAGAUGCAAGAGGCGGACGGAGCCCUGCGGAAGGCCCGGCUCCUGCAGACCCAGAGGAGGGAGGAUUAUGACAAGGCCCACUCCUCCACCAGCCGGGCGGAGGAGGAGCAGCUGCCCGGCGGGGCCAAGCAGCUGGAGAAGAAGAGGAGGCUGGAGGACGAGGCGCUGCAGAAGGCAGAGGAGGCUAAUGACCAUUACAAAGCCUGUGUCGCUGACUUCCGGCAGAAGCGCGUGGACCUGGAUAAGUACAAGAGCGAGAUCCUGGCGCGUAUCCGGGAGCUGGUCUUUCAGUGCGACUUGACUUUGAAAGCCGUAACAGUAAACUGGUUCCAGCUCCAGCAGGCCCAGGUGGUCUCACUGCCAGUGAACUACCAGGCCCUGUGUGAGAGCGCCAAGUUUUACGAGCCAGGACAGCAGUACUCUGAGUUCGUGAGGACCCUGCCCAAAGACAGGAGUCCGGUGGAUUCGCUCUCCUUUGAUCUCUAUGGGCCUCCAAAUGCAGGGUUUUCGUUCACAAAGAGGUCGACAGGGAGCACCCACUCCUCCCACGGGAACCUGUCCCAGGUGUCGGUGACGUUGGGUGACUUUCACAGCACCGACGAGGUUGAGAGUCCAGUCCACACGCGGGCGGGGAAGAUCGGAGAUCGUCGCUCAAACAGCAGCACCGAUAUUCAAGUGCUGAGGACCCAAGGCCCCAUCCGAGCCUGGGGCACGGGCAGCCAGGGCGGGGGGAUGUGUAGCGAUUCGGAGAGCGCAGGGGGGAGCAGCGAGUCCCGCUCCAUGGACUCCCCCACCGCCAGUCCAGGUACAGGCGAUUUUAAGAGACGACUCCCCAGGACACCUUCUACAGGAACCAUGUCCUCUGCAGACGACCUGGACGAGAGAGAGCCCCCUUCCCCCUCGGACAACGGCCUGGGUGAGAUGGUGACAGAGACGGCAAGCUCCCCCGGACCCUUCCGGAAUGCCCAGAUGUCCAAGGCGGCUCAGACCCACAAGCUCCGGAAACUGCGCGCGCCGUCCAAGUGCCGGGAGUGCGACGGCCUGGUGGUGUUCCACGGGGCGGACUGCGAGGAGUGCUCUUUGGCAUGCCACAAAAAGUGUCUGGAGACGCUGGCUAUUCAGUGCGGUCAUAAGAAGCUCCAUGGAAAGCUUCAUCUCUUUGGGAUCGACUUCACCCAGGUCGUCAAAAACAGCCCUGACGGAAUACCCUUCAUCAUCAAAAAGUGCAUCUCAGAGAUCGAAAACAGGGCCCUAAAUAUCAAGGGUAUCUACCGUGUGAAUGGAGCGAAAUCUCGAGUUGAGAAGCUUUGCCAGGCUUUUGAAAAUGGGAAGGACCUGGUGGAGCUCUCUGACCUCUACCCUCACGACAUCAGCAACGUACUCAAACUGUACCUCCGACAGCUACCCGAACCUCUGAUCCUGUUCCGUUACUAUAACGACUUCAUUGGCCUGGCGAAGGAGAGCCAGGGCACCAUCAUGGACGAGGUGGACGCGGCGCGCAAAAGCCCCGCCUCCGAGCAGCCCCCCCUCAGCGUGGAGCUCAACCGUGUCGUCUUAAAGAUCAGAGACCUGCUCCGUCACCUGCCCUCCGCUCACUACAGAACCCUGCGGUUCCUCUUACAGCACCUGUACAGAGUGACAGAAAAUGCAGACGAGAACAAAAUGACCGCGAGCAACCUGGGCAUCAUCUUCGGGCCGACGCUGAUCAAGCCCCGGCAGACCGACGCCGAGGUGUCCCUGUCCUCCCUGGUGGACUACCCCUACCAGGCCCUGAUCGUGGAGCUGCUGAUCCGUCACUUCCACAAGAUCUUCGACGCUCCCCUCAGCCCAACCACAGCCGCGCCCCCGGCCGGGGAGGGAUCCCCCCUGCCCCCGAAGGGCGUGGUCACCCGCCUGACCGCCGAGGAGAAGGAGCAGCGGCUCAGCCGGCACUCCAGAUCGCUUGGUGACAUCAAGGAGCAGAGUGCUAAAGUCUACAAAAGGCACUCUGCGUCUGUGAUCCCUUCCGCACACCUACAGGGUGAAGUAAAGGCAGCAAAAGCAAAGCCAGAUGGGGCAGACUUUGCAGCCGCUGUGGCUCGGAAUUCUGAGAAACUCAAUGGGCUCUCAUCGUCCGGCCAACCGGAGAUCCAGAGAUCCACACUGGUGAUCAACAGGCCCUACAUCAGCACGACCAAAGUCCAACUGCGAGCGCCCCGGGGCAAGCUGGGGUCCCGGCCCAUCAGUAUGCCCGUGGACCACCGGCUCGGGCCCGCCCAGCUCAGCGAGCGCAAUUCCAGAAACGCUUCCGAGCGCGAGCGGACUCCCGCCAUCGAGGAGGGGGCGGAGCCGGAGCGGCCCGUUGCCAGGGUGGGCGGGCACUACCGGAACACAUACAUUGACACGCAGACUCUGAGGCGGACGUGGGACAGGCAGUACAAACAUUUCGACAUGACGCCGAGGACCGCCAUGAUCGUGGCCAACGCGCCCCCUGCCUCCACUGCAGGGGAGUCUGGGAAAUGUACUGUCGCUGGCUCUGUCUCUCAGGCCGCAGGGAACAACACAGUCAGUACAGUCAGCACGCUCUUCCCCAACGUUCCUUACACAGUCUCCAUCAGGCCCGGAAGGACCCUGAGAAGGGAGGACAACGUCAGCGAGUCCAACCCCCUUCCACCUACCUUCAGGGCGCCACGUACCUUGCAACCCCCACCCGGAACUUUCUAUGAACCCCCCUCCAGUAGCAGGGCAAAGCUGCCUACCCCCACGGAGCCCAAGUUGAGCACCGUGGCUGACAGCAGCACAGAGACAAGGACAGGGCCAGAGACGGGGUCCGAGACAGGGCCAGGGCCAGUGCCAGAGACAGGGCCCGAGACAGGGCCAGGCACACUGGAGUCCGUGGACAGCAGCUUGGACUGCGAGGCCUCGCCCACAGAGUCCCUCCCCCCACCCACCGCCUCUGUCUCCCCGCCCCAGUCUCCCAGCCAGAGCCCUGAGAACCUCAGUCCCACCGAAGCUAGACCAGUUUAUCAGCGCCUCAGACCCCGUCGGAUGCAGGAGUUUGAGCACAGGGAAGCGCAUUUCGUAUGACCCUCAAACAAACUCAAAAGUUGCAAAUAUUUUUUUAUACGUAUAUAUCCAUAUAUAAAUUGAACUUUUGUGCCAUAUUGUAUAUUGGAAAAAAGAAGGAAAAAAAACUUGUUAUUUUGGGGGAAAUCACAAAAUUUUUCAAGAGCUGUGAAAAAUGACCACAUAAGUGUUAUGUUCGUUAAUAUAUUCCUUGUUUCCUGUUUAUGAUGUCACAUUUUGAGCUCGAAGGAACAGUGGUUGAUCCCAAAUUUAUCCACUUACUUGGAAAAGUGUGUAUUUAUUAGAUAUUUAACACAUUAGUUACUGUUGCUUUAUUAAAGUAAUAAGAACUAGACCCUGUAAUAUUCUGAAUUUACAUAAACAAUUCCUGUCAUAUCUCUUGAAAAUAAAGUACUUUUUUUGUAAAUUGCAUCACUGUUUUUCUCCAACUCAAAGCAAAAUUGUCAAAUCUGUUCAUUUUAAACUGUGCAAUUUAUUUUUAUUUGCAAGAUGUUAAAGAUAAAAUUGAAGCACUCAGACAAUAAGAACUAUAUAAGAAUAUCUUAUUCUUUUAUUUGUAUGGUUUAAUGCCAAAAUUAUUUUUAUUUUAUUACGGUUGUGUAUGUCUUGUUUUUUUCCAUAUAUUUUUUGAUGCACCUUCUGGGCUUUGAUAUACAUUAAAAUAAUGGUAACCAAACUCAUUACAGCAGUAUUUUAUGUACAUUUUUACCCACACAAUAUGUGAUCAUAUGGGUAACACAUUAUUAGUUGGAUUAGGGUGAUGACGUUGACGGAGGAGUGACCUGAGUCGGUUGCACCUCAACUGACUGUAUGGUUUCAGUUCUGGUGUCUGUUCAGAUAAUCAGUCUUUUUUUUUUUUUUUUUUUUGAAAGGUGAAAGCUUUGUGAAUGCUCGGCGCAUACAGUUGACUCAUUCCCUGUUCCACUGCCAUCAAACUAUUCAGGGUGCUGUUUCACUACAGGAUACUGUGGAUUGUUUGUUUCAGUCACUACAGUCGCUGCAGCAUGCAUAUGAUGAAUUCUCAGAGUUAGUUCAUGCAGGUCAUGCACAUGCCAUGGGUCAUUCAGAAGUAUUGUUAGAUCACUUGCGAAUAGAACAGGGUAUUAGGCUAAUGAUUUUCACAUAAGUAUUUUGCCCCUAGUCCUUUAAAAAAAUUACCCUGCACAGUCUCAUAUCUUUUCAUAAUGAUCUGAUUAAUAACACAAAUAUCAACACAAUGCAGAGAUAUUGUUAUGCAUUACAGAGCACGCAUAUAAAUUCCUGGAAGAGUUCAGAUUCAGUUUAACUACAGUGGAUUUUUUUCCUUGCUGUGUGAAUUUAUUUUAGUACUUUCACAGUGUUGGCAGAACAUCACAAACUAGUACUGAUGCGUCACUCAAAGCUCAUAACAGUGUUUUGUGGCUAGAUUGAACCUGGGCCUCAACAUCUGAAGCUCAAUGUGAGCUUUCACAGCUGACAGUUAAUUAGGGUAAUUAGUAAGUGGGGCUAGACUGUACUCGCAUUUAUUCUACCUCUACCUCUAAAUUCAAUAAUUUAUUCAAUCAAUCAUUUUGUCUUCUAAAAAAGUUACUUGUAUUAAAAGCGACGUCACCUGAUGUUCCAGGUGUAAAUUGGCAGAUAAUUGAAGGGUCUGUCCUCUAGAACCCAGAACUCCCAAAGACUUGAGUCACAUAUUUUAGCCCUAUUCUUUGUAUGUAUUAGAUUUCCCCUUUCUUAAUGACAAGGGAAAUGCCCUGUUUCAACCCAGUAAGUGGUUAUUGUAGGGUGUUUAUGCUGUAUGGUGUCCUCUGUAUGGACCUCCAAAAGAACAUUUGUAGUUUACUGCAGGUGUGUGCUUUGGUGUCAUGUUUGUUUUUAAUUAAGGUAGUUUGUGCACCAAGAACAAUGCUAAUGGCAGACUUUUUUUAUUUUAUUUUAUUUUAUUUAUUUUUUUACUGGUAGUACUGGUGCAUCACCGGAAUACAUUUAAUAAUGUACACACAUUUAUUUAUGUAUAAUUGUCUGAAUAAUGACAAAAAAUAAAACUAUCUAUUUGAAAACAU